AUGGCUUCUGCAGUUGAUCUCCCUCUUCCUUCGACUAUUGGCGCCGUCAAAAGGAAAAGGUCGACUUCCACGGUGUCAACGCCUCUGAUCAGUACGGCUCCAAGUGCUCCAAAGAGGGCUUCAUUUGAUCCUGCAAAGCACUUGAAUUUCAAGGAGCCUGAAAAGGUCUGGUCCAUGAAGGAGAUUGGCCUGGCCGAUAGAGGUGUCUCACCCAUCGCCGUCUCGGAGCCUUUCUCUCUCUUCACUAAAGAAGCCAUUCAACAGAUGCGAGCAGAGGUUUUGAGCAAGCCAGUCCUGGACAACUGCAAAUAUUCAAGCAACCUUGCUCAAUUUCAGCUUCGAGGGUUUGCCCCCGACUAUGCCCCUUUCGUGUACGAUGCGUGGCGCAGCCCCGAAGUUCUUUCCAUUGUGUCCAAGGUCGCCGGUGUGGAGCUUGUUCCCGCCAUGGACUUUGAGAUUGCACAUAUCAACAUCUCCACCAACUCGGAGGAGCAACAGGAGGCCACCAAACAAGCCUUGCAGGAGAAAGUCCAUCGAGACGCCGAUGAGGGUGUCUCCGGUUGCCCCUAUGAGGACGACGAACCCAUUGUCGACUGGCACACUGACAGUUAUCCCUUUGUCUGUGUGACGAUGCUCAGUGACUGCACCAACAUGAUCGGUGGAGAGACUGCAUUGCGAACAGGCCAUGGCGAUAUCAUGAAAGUCCGUGGGCCCGGUAUGGGCAACGCGGUUAUCCUUCAGGGACGAUAUAUCGAACAUCAAGCCAUGAGGGCUCUUGGUACCUCUGAACGCAUAUCAAUGGUGACAUCGUUCCGACCCAAGUCUGCUUUCGUCCAGGAUGAUACAGUACUUACUACCGUUCGUGCAAUUUCAGACCUCUCAGAGUUGUACUCUCAAUACGCGGAAUACCGCCUCGAGAUGCUCGAGGAGCGUAUCAGAGCUCAUCUCAAGGAGAUUCGUGACCGAAAGCGAGCGCGUCGUGGCUUCAAUACUGCGGCCACCAAAGCUUUCAUUCGGGAACAAAAGGGCUUCCUCGAUUCAAUGCUCCGCGAAAUCGUCGACGAGGACAUGGUCACCGUCGGCUUUCUCGAUGGCGAUACGCAUUUGUUGAGCGAUGAUUUGAAGGUGCAAUCGCGAAAGAAAGCACGAUUUCAGUCGGAGGACGCAUUCUCCGAGUUGUAG
Molecule: messenger RNA, 1182 nt
Organism: Rhinocladiella mackenziei CBS 650.93
Lineage: Eukaryota; Fungi; Ascomycota; Eurotiomycetes; Chaetothyriales; Herpotrichiellaceae
Exons: 3
Coding region: 1-1182 (393 amino acids)
Source: RefSeq, a predicted model, not a curated record